AUGUGGUUGAAACAGUCAACAGAUAUUUCCAUUAUUUCAGCUAUCUUCUAUUUAAAGCUGAUGGGUGUAUGGUUCGCAGUUAACCGUGCAGAGAAAUAUAUCAGAAAUUUUAUGGUGAUUUAUUCCAUAAUCUCACUCAUGUUGGUUGCAGCGUUUCAGUUCAGAGGUCUUUACGUUUGUUGGGAUGAUCCUACUAUAAGCACUUCGUUCGUGUGCAAUAUAGUGGGCUUAGCCCUAUGCUUCCUCAAGUUUUGUUCAGUGUUUAUUCAGAAAAGGAAGUUUCUUCAAUUGAUCGAGUUUAUGCAGACGAAUUUUUGGCAUUCGAAUUAUGGUAUUCACGAGGAACAACUUCUCGCUAAUGUGAAGAAAAUCUGCAUUUACUUCAUUUGUACGUUUUCAUCCUUAACGCAAUUCACGGUUAUCUGUUACAUUUUCAGACCUGCUGUACGUGAGUACUCAAUUCUAACAUUGUAA
Molecule: messenger RNA, 474 nt
Organism: Osmia lignaria (orchard mason bee)
Lineage: Eukaryota; Metazoa; Arthropoda; Insecta; Hymenoptera; Megachilidae
Source: RefSeq, a predicted model, not a curated record